AUGGAGAAGGAUGCCGCCGCCAUGCAUAGGAGGCACCGGCCGGGCCCCGGGGCACCUCUGGAGGUGGCCUCUGGACACCUCAAGGCCAGCGACAUGGCUGAUCUCCAGAGGAGCAGGAGCAUGGGCGGCUUACACCAGAAGGGGGACCCUCCGAGCAGCAUCCGGAAGCUGUGCAAGGAGCUAGAAUCUGAAGAUCAAGAAAAAGACCUGAGAAGCGACGCCAAAGAUACCAUCUGUCAGGCAAACCUCAAGGAAGACAAUCAGGAAGAGAAUCAGGAUGGCCUUGGAAAGUCAGACCACGAGCAUGGAAAGAUGGAACCAGAGGUUGAGAAGAGCGACUCAGAGGCCAGUGGUGAGGAGGAGCCGGAAGGAGGAGAGAACACAGACAAAUGCCUCCAGGAGGCCAAGGAACAGGAGUCAGAGUCCAUAAAGCUGAAAGACCUUCUGGAAAAAGAGAAACCAUCUGUGUUUGUGGAGAUUGAUCUCGGAGGCCAUGCUGAGGAGGUGGUCACGUGUGCCAUGAGAGAAGAGAAGAGGUCCCAGAAGGACAUGGGGGAUUUGUCAGAAGAUGAGACCAGGACCAGCUGGGUGUGCUGCAUUCCAUACUCCACCAGAAAGAAGGUGAAGGAGAGUGUGUAGCAGUCCUGGAGGAGGGGCACCGAUGACCCGGAU
This is a messenger RNA of Rhinolophus ferrumequinum (greater horseshoe bat), 672 nucleotides long. RefSeq names its product chromosome 4 C13orf46 homolog (gene C4H13orf46). The record is from RefSeq and is a predicted model, not a curated record. Bases 1 to 639 code for a protein of 212 amino acids. NCBI's taxonomy places the organism in Eukaryota, Metazoa, Chordata, Mammalia, Chiroptera, Rhinolophidae. The transcript has 8 exons.